AUGUCGGCCUUCUUCUACUCUGGUCAUCAACAGCAUCAUCAUCCUCAAGCCAUGCACCAUAAUCCUCAACCUCAUAACCACCAUGGUCGCUCCCGGCGAGCCCCGCGCUUACCCGCCUCCCAUAACCGACACUAUCGUCAACAAAAGCCGCAGAAAGAGGUGGUCGUGUCCGAAAACCCCAACUUGACUGCUUUCCGGGCGAGAUUCGAGGCUGGCCGUUCUUUCGACCUCGAUGAUGACCUCGAGUUCUGCCCCAAUUUGUUGACGUUUGAUGAAAAACAGUCAGUGUCGUCAGGCUCUGAUCGCUCGUCCCUCUCGAGCGGCUCCCCCGAAUCGUCUCCUCUCCAACAUCAGAUUCAACCCGAUCAGAUAACACCUGCGCUAUCCCUAUCUGCCACCACCUCGGCAUACGUUUCCCCUUCGUUCCACAAUAAUACCCUCAAGGUUCACCAGCCAUCGGCCAUCCGUUCCGGCACCAAGGCCAUCCCCAUAGUGAACCCCUCGACCGGCAUCCGCAUCGCAAGCCCGCCAUCUAGCAUCUCGCCCGGCAUGAUGCAGAUGUCCGCUGGUCGGUGGUAG
This is a messenger RNA of Cyphellophora europaea CBS 101466, 579 nucleotides long. RefSeq lists its product as uncharacterized. Lineage: Eukaryota; Fungi; Ascomycota; Eurotiomycetes; Chaetothyriales; Cyphellophoraceae. The coding region runs from base 1 to 579 and encodes 192 amino acids. The transcript is spliced from 2 exons. The record is from RefSeq and is a predicted model, not a curated record.